UAGAUUAGGUUACAAACUGUGGCUUCUGUCUUGAAAGCUCUCCCUUUCUCUCUCCAGGGUGAAGCAAGCUGCUAUGUUGUGAGUAGUUUUAUGAAGAGGCCCAUGUUUUGAGAAACUCAUGUCUUUAGCUGUUGUGAGUUGAAUUGUGCACACCUCCCACCAUCUGCCAGAAAAAAAGAGCAAGAAGCCUGUUGGAGGUGAUGUUUCCCUGAAGCAAAGAAGAGACAGCCUGAGAAUGUCAGCCUUCAACUGGCAGCCUUUUGUGUAUGGAGGGCUGGCCUCCAUCACGGCCGAGUGCGGUACCUUUCCAAUUGAUUUAACGAAGACACGGCUCCAGAUUCAAGGCCAAACGAAUGAUGCAAACUUUAAAGAAAUUAGGUAUCGAGGAAUGUUGCAUGCCUUGGUGAGGAUAGGCAGAGAAGAAGGGCUGAAAGCGCUGUAUUCAGGGAUUGCCCCUGCAAUGUUACGCCAGGCAUCCUAUGGCACAAUCAAGAUAGGCACUUACCAGAGCUUGAAGCGACUAUUUGUUGAACGUCCAGAAGAUGAAACCUUACCGAUAAAUGUCAUAUGUGGAAUUCUCUCUGGAGUCAUAUCCUCAACCAUUGCUAAUCCAACUGAUGUUUUGAAAAUACGGAUGCAAGCACAAAACAACACCAUUCAAGGGGGAAUGAUCGGCAACUUCAUUAACAUUUACCAGCAGGAGGGAACAAGAGGACUGUGGAAGGGUGUGUCCCUUACUGCUCAGAGGGCUGCUAUUGUUGUUGGUGUGGAGCUGCCGGUCUAUGACUUCACCAAGAAGCAUCUGAUUCUCUCCGGCCUGAUGGGAGACACUGUAUACACCCAUUUUCUCUCAAGUUUCACUUGUGGUCUGGCAGGGGCCCUGGCCUCAAACCCUGUCGAUGUUGUGAGAACACGUCUGAUGAAUCAGAGAGUCCUUCGAGAUGGCAGGUGCUCUGGCUACUCAGGUACCCUGGAUUGCCUAUUACAGACAUGGAAGAAUGAAGGAUUUUUUGCUCUAUAUAAAGGGUUUUGGCCAAAUUGGUUGAGACUUGGUCCUUGGAAUAUCAUUUUCUUUGUGACAUAUGAGCAGCUGAAGAAAUUGGAUUUGUGACAAGACAAGGCUGCAUGAGACACCCUUCUGAAAAUGCUACCUUCUGAAAUAGUAAAGCUUCCUGUGUUUCACUCUGCUUCUCACUGCUUGGCUCAUCACAGAUUCCAGGGUGUGAGUGACAGACGAAGACUGGGCUCAGAUUGCUGUGUGUCGGCAUUGAUGUUCUUCACUAGAAGUUUAAUGGCAUAAACUCUAACAUCCAAACUCUAGUUUUUACCACCGAAGCACUCUUUGACAUCAAAGAUAUGAAAUGCAUUUCUCUUGCUAUAGAAAACUUGCAAGAACACCUGGAGCUAUGUACUAAUUUCUUCAGGGAGUUGUCCUGGUGCAUCCAGCUUGUAGCUGAGUAUCUCAGACCGCUCCACAGAAGCUCAUUGGAAUGGUGGGAUGGAGUCUCCAAGAGGGUAUUAUGGUUCCUGAACUCUUGGGAAUUUUUACUUCUUAUCAGCAGAAAUAUCCUGAGUAGAAACCUGGACUUUUCAACCAUAGGUUUUUAACAGCGUAGGAAAUAGAUCCUUGGAAUAUUGCACUGCUUAUAAUUACCUAUUUUGGCAGGAUCUUUCACUUAUAAUAAGUGAUUUUAAAUCUUUGAGGACUUGACCUUUGUGAGGAAUUGUUACGCUGUACCAGUAUCUGAAUUCAUGGUGAUGUUACCUGUUACCUUUUAUUAGGGGGAGGUAUUUUCAAGCAGCUUGGAUUCUGUCUUAGGUUAUGAUAACAAUUAGCUCUAUGCUUUUUGUGUGUGUGUGUGUGUGUGUGUGUGUGUGUUGUUGUUGUUUUGGGGUUUUUUGUUUGUUUGUUUUCAAGACAGGCUCUUGCUCUCUUGCCCAGGUUUGGGUACAGUGGCAUCAUCAUAGCUCACUGCAAACUCAAACUCCUGGGUUCAAGUGAUACACCUGCUGCAGCCUUUCUAGUAGCUGGGACUACAGGUGUGUGCCAUCAAACCCAGACAUUUUUCUGGGUUUUUUUAUUUUGUAGAGACAGGAUCUUGCUAUAUUACUCAGGCUGAUCUUCGACUUCUGGGCUCAAGUGAUCCUCCUGCCUUAGCCUCCCAAAGUGCUAGGAUUACAGGCAUGAGCCACUGUGCAAAGUUUGUUUUUAGCAAAGUUUGUUUCUCCGUCUAUAAAAUGCAGAUGUGUAUCUGUUGAUGUAGAGGGUCAAAUGAAGAAAUAGUAGUUGCUGCUCCUUGACUUGAAAGGUAAAUGUGUUUACAUCAUGCUGUAUACAGCUGCAAUUUCUCAGUAAACAGUCUGAAUGUAGAAGAAUGUUGUAUUAUGAGCUUCUCAUGGUAAUUAUGAGUAAAGCCCUUUGUUAAAGGACUUGUUAAAGAGCACUGUUUAAGGAUUUGAUACAUUUUCCUUGGCAGAAUGUUUUUAAUUGAAUUGAAGAGGAGGAGUUGAUGUUUUUAGAUUUCCAGUUUUUACUUUAGUUCAUGUCGUAUUUGUUAAAAUUUUUCCUGUUUUGGACUUCCUAGUUCGUUUGGAUGGAAGUUGCCUGCUUAAAAAUUUCAAAAAUGAUUUCUUUAGUGUAUCUAUUUAUCUAUUUGGACAAGAGGUACAUGAUAUUUUUCUUUUUUCUAAAGACAUGAUAAAUCAUUCUCCUUCUUUAUUGUCAUUGGCUUGUUCUUUUUAAAACAAAAGGUGACUGUGAGAGCCCUGAGAACUUUACGCUUCUGGAAGCCAGCCCUAAGAAACGGGAUAUAUUUACUCAGGUGCUUUUAGUUCUACCCUUUGAAAAGGACAUUAAAAUACAUACUAACUGGGGCUGCAGAGGCCAGACCACUUCCACACUAUUGCCCGUUUGCCCAGCCCCUGUGGCUCCUUCCUUUAAUGAAACAAGGAAAGGCGUGUAUGUUUUUUUUUAGGGAAAGGGCAGUUUUUCCUCCCAGCCAUUUUCACCUUGCCUUCUUCCUUAGUAUUUCCUUUUUAUUUCCAAAAGCGCUAAGACAAAAUCAUUAAAAGGAGAGGAAGAAAGAACGGUUGGGGGGUGACCUGUAGGUAUUAAUGGUUUAAAGACUCAGAUGAAAGUCCUCCUCUCCUUGGGUGCCUCUAGGUGGCAGUAGAGCUUAUUCGUGGGCCUGAGCUCAUUCAUGGGACUGAACCACCCCUUAGACUUAGGUUUUUUUUCUUCUUUUUUUUUUUUUUGUAGAGAGAGUCUCACUUUAUGGCCCUCGGUAGAGUGCCGUCGCCUCACACAGCUCACAGCAACCUCCAACUCCUGGGCUUAAAGCGAUUCUCUUGCCUCAGCCUCCCGAGUAGCUGGGACUACAGGCGCCCGCCACAACGCCCGGCUAUUUUUUGGUUGCAGUUCAGCCGGGCCGGGUUUGAACCCGCCACCCUCGGUAUAUGGGGCCGGCGCCUUACCGACUGAGCCACAGGCGCCCCCCGGUUUUUUUUUUUUUCUUCUUACACAAACAUUCCACUAAUGUGAUAAGGACUUUCUAUAGAGAGGCUUUCACUUUUGAGUUCUUUGAGUUUAAAGGAUUUUUAGGAACCACUCUUUUCUUUGAAGGAAACAUUUUGUUUUUUCAAGAGUACAUAACAGUAGAAGCAAGUUUAUUUUAAAGACUAUAUAAAGAGUGAAUGUCAGACAGUGUUCAUUAUUACCGAUUUGUUCAAAUUAUGUACAUGUUCGUACCACGAUGAAAAGAAAUUCAGACCUCACACGUAAAACUUAAGCUUGUUUUAAGACAAAAAUAUAUUUCUUUAAUGUAGAUUAAUGAAGUGCCUUAAAGACCAGGGUCUUUCUUAACUUGCUCUUUUUCUUAACCUGCUUUUUCUGUUUCUUAAAAGAGUUAAUGCCAUUGUUGAAGCUUCUAACCACGAAACAACUUAAAAGAAUUGGGAGACUUGGACUCCUUGCUGUCAGGGAUGGGGCUACCAAGUCCAUCCCUACCUUUGGAUAUUGCUUAAAGGUGGCAAAAGGAUGUCUAGCGUCUAUAACCAAGUUGAAGAAAGUGGUUUCUUUGCUUAUGAUUUGUGUAAUCAUUGAUGUUAAAUGUUGUCAAUCCAUAAUAUUAACAAAAACUCCUGUUCACCAUAUUUAUUCCUAUGCUAGAAACAGUAUACAUUAUAUGAAGAGUAGAAAUUUGUCAUAAAGGCUUUAUACUUUAAGCUCUUUAUUUAAACUCAUUGCAAUAUGUGCAUAAACCUUGUUUUCCUUUAUUUAAUAAACUAGAUCUAUAUAAAAAUGAUUUGUGGUUGUUU
This is a messenger RNA of Nycticebus coucang (slow loris), 4317 nucleotides long. RefSeq names its product solute carrier family 25 member 30 (gene SLC25A30). The transcript has 10 exons. Lineage: Eukaryota; Metazoa; Chordata; Mammalia; Primates; Lorisidae. Gene Ontology annotation, biological process: mitochondrial transport. Bases 236 to 1111 code for a protein of 291 amino acids. Gene Ontology annotation, cellular component: mitochondrial membrane. The record is from RefSeq and is a predicted model, not a curated record.